Messenger RNA from Aureobasidium musti, 1284 nucleotides. NCBI's taxonomy places the organism in Eukaryota, Fungi, Ascomycota, Dothideomycetes, Dothideales, Saccotheciaceae. The record is from the annotation of a GenBank genome assembly.
AUGGCAGAGGAUGAUGAAGAAGGCGUAAGAAAGGUCAUGGAUGGCAUGGCUACGCUCACAGUCGAUGCAGCCAACUACGGUUAUCUUGGUAUGGCGUCCGGUGCCUCUCAUCUGAGAUCCUUGUGGAUGGAGUCUGGAAACGGUCCUUCGUGGGAUUCCGGUGCCUGGAACGAUCGGCGACGCGACCUGCAAGAUCUCCUCCGCCGGCGGACAGAAAGCUCUACGAUAGCUUCGGCCGUGCAGACUCAGACUCUGGUGACACGGGCGAUGGUGGACGUGUUCGUCGAUGCCUUCUUUGUCCGUUAUCAUCCCGUCUUUCCUAUCUUGCAUGAGCCGACAUUCAGAGCUCAGUACGACAGCAGAAUGGCUCGACCCGGUCAGAGCAUCUGGCUUGUUCUGGUGAACAUUGUCGCAGCGCUCGGAGCUUUCGUCACAAAUCCGAGUUCGUCAGAUGAAACGAGUCUGUCAAUCUUCCGGACGGCCAAGCGCUAUCUUGCAGUGAAUGCUCUGGAAACGGGCAAUUUGACACUGGUACAAGCAUUCGGCAUGUCAGCCAUGUUUUUGCAGAAGAUCAACAAGCCCAACACCGGCUAUAAUUAUGGUGGAGUAGCCAUCCGCAUGGCUAUUGGCCUUGGCCUGCACAAGGAGUUUGGAUCCCAGCACAUGAGCCCUUUCAAACAGGAGUUGCGUCGGAGGAUCUGGUGGUCUCUUUGUGUCUUGGACGUAGGUGCAACGAUCACCUAUAGUCGCCCGUUGAUUUGGCCACAAAUUGGAGUCGAUGCAGCUUUGCCGUCCAACAUCCGGGAAGAAGAUCUGAUGGUCAAUUCGCCAGUAACACCAGCCGAAGUGGAUACAGCGACUGUCAACACGUACCUCAGAGUCCAAUCGUCGUAUCAUUUACAGACGAUGCCAAUUUACAAUCGGCUGAUUAGCAACCCGCCUCCAUUGCCGGAAGAACUCUUGACACUCGACUCGACGAUUGUAGAGAAUUGGCUAAAUCAGGUGCCGCAUUACUUCCAAGAUAGCAGCGGACCAAGCCUAGAAGAUCGAUUUGCACUACCUCAUGGUAUCAACUGCUGGCGAUAUCGAAACCUCCGGAUCGUCAUAUUCCGACCGUUGCUGGUGAAGUGGGCACUGCAAGAUGGGCUUGAGGAGACUCUUACUUGGCAUGAGCAGGAAGCUACCAACCGGUGCUUGCGUGCUGCUCGUGAGAGUAUAGCCUGGAUACAAAAUUUCUGGAAGUCAAGGCCGCAAACCAGGUUGACGGCAUUCUAUGUCUUGUAA